CUUCUCAGCUGAUCGUACAUUCCGGUUUGACAAUUUCGUUCACCAACGCAAAAUGAUAUCAUUAUAAUUUAUGUACAGUGCAAAAUAACCGAUGGCAGCCACUAAUCCAGCUGCAGAAAAAGAUGACAAAGAAGAACAUAAACGAUUAGCACGAUUUGUGAAAGGCGUUCAUGCCGAUCUCAGAAAAAAGUUCAAAGCAAAUAAUGGUGAUUAUGCUAAGAUCUGGGAUGACCAUUGCCAGAACAAGGAGGUCCUGGCCCAGUAUGCGGAUGCCAUGCACCAUCUGGCGCUGGACCAUUGGUCCAAGAAGCCAGAGUCACGCAUAGACUGGUGCAGAGACACCUCCCUUGAGUUCUUCCACCAUGGAGGGCUUAAGCAGGCACUCGAGAAGGAUGCCAGGAAGAACAAAUAUCGGUCCAAAGAUGAGAAGGCUGCUGACGGAACACAGGUACAGCUAGGUGUGAAGGAGGAAGAACAGGAGCAAACACAGCCAAGGACAAAGACACAAAUUGACCCCUGGAAUUUCAGCUACAAUAAGAUCAGUCUGCCUUUUUCUGGGAAGAUCCGCCUGUUGGACGUAGGGAGCUGCUACAACCCCUUUGAGCAGUUUGAGGAGUUCCUUGCUAUAGGCAUUGACAUAAUCCCAGCAAAACCUAGCGUCUACCACUGUGAUUUCCUUCAUCUUGAGAUGACAGAUCCAUUGCAGGUUGCCAUGGAUACACUGGACACAUACGUCAGCAACUUGAAGGACCCGAUUGAGCGACUUCCUCGCCAGAUAUUCCAUGUUGUAGUGUUUUCGCUUCUUUUAGAGUACCUACCGUCCGCCUACCAGCGCUGGCUGUGCUGCCAGAAGGCUCACAGUCUGCUCAUGCUCAACGGCCUCCUUCUGAUUGUCACACCUGAUUCACAUCAGCAGCAUCGAAACGCCGCCAUGAUGAAAAGUUGGCGAGUGGCGAUUGAAUCCAUGGGCUUUCUGAGGUGGCGUUACAUCAAACUAGACCACAUACACUGCAUGGCUUUCCGCAAGGUGGAGAAGCCGGACAGCGGAGACUGUUUACUGGAGGGUGUGUCUCCUGACAUGCUGCACAUUCCUCAAGACUACAACAACGCAAGUUUAGAGACAAGUAUCUUCAGUCACUCAAUGCCAUUCACAACAGAAGAUGAAGACUUUUUCAGACAGUCUCUUCACGAGUUGCCGCAUAUUGCUUCGGAUGAUGAAGAUUUUCUCUGAGUAUAUUAUAUCAACUUCAAAUGACCUUAAAAGGGUUAUUAUCCCGAUGAACAAGCUUCUAGAAGGGUCAGUUGGUAUGAAAAUGUUUUAAUUAAUCCCACCAAAACAUUUGGAAAUGGGAAAUGUCUAGCCAGGUCCAGAAACAUUGUUGAGGUGGUAAGGAGAGUGUCAAUAUUUAUACGUAUGUGUUUUAACAAUGGUGCCUAGUCUAAGUCAGUUUUUGACAAAAAUAUAAUUCAAGAAAAUCGGUCUUUGAAUCCCAUUUCAUUUUAUAUAUUUUGAAUAUUUUUAUACAUCUAGUCAUAACUAUGUGUAAGUAAUACGCUACUUAAUACCAUAAUAUCUAAUUCAUUACUGUCAAUGACCUAAGGUAUUGUUUAUAACUCUAUGUCAACUGUUGUGGUGCCCUAAUGAAUUCUCAUCUACGUGAAUCCGUUGCAUCGGAUGGAGGUAUAUAUAUUUCCUUCCAGAAACUGCAGUCCUGAAAACACAUCUUAUUCUUAUGAAUUUACAGAUUUAGUUGCAGGCCAUGUUGAUGUGUUUUGUUUUUCUGAAUUUCUGUGCCAAUAUGAAAAGACAAGAAUAUAGAUAAUGUGGCGAGAGGUCAAGUACAAAGAGAAACAGAAUUGAAUAUCAUCAUGGGUUCUUGGAGCAAUAAGCACAAGUAUCCCAGAAACUAUAGAGGUAUUGAGUUUAAUUUAGAGGUUGCAAUGCCAGUCAUACUGAGAUGGUUCAACCUUAUAAAUCCCAUAUUGCUUCUGAUGAUGACAAUUUUCUCAGAGUACCGGUAUAUUUUAUCAAAUUCAAAUGACCUUAAAAGGGUUAUUAUCUAGAACUAGAUUCUAGGAGGGUCAGUUGGUAUGCAAAUGUUUUUAUAAAUCCCACCAAAAUGCAGUUCCCUAAUGCAUUGUUUUUUCAUUGAUAUUCCAUGAGGGCUGGGAAGGGUAACUCGGGUACUCGGGUCGAGUGGGUCCUGAGUAGGACCUGGGGACCCACAGGACUACCCGGACCCGUGGUCAGUCAGGUGAUAUAUUGUUUACCGACAAAAAAUCACUAUAGCUCAGUGGUUACACUACAAGUCGCUAAUAUUCGAAUUUCACGUUCUUCACGUUCCUCACGUUCCUUUUGACUUGUAUAUGUUUGAUUAAAGAUAAAGCUUCAGUCAACUUCAGUGUAUGCAUGAUCUGAUUGUUUGAUACAUGUAUCUAAAUAGUUUUGGCCAGGGCCUGCGGUAAAACAAUUCCCAGUCAGACAUUUUGUCCUCACUCUCGAGACCUACAGUGAGUAUCCGGGUAGGGUCAGUUAUAGAGGGUCGGGUACCAGGGUAGUAAAUUUGGACUCGUCCCAGCUCUAUAUUCCACACGAUAGAUGCAUACUUUUUUAUUACAUUUAAUUCCUGGUGGAUUUGCUUACAGCAGGGUUUGAACCAAGACAGAUAUAAAAGUUUGUUACUUAAAUCAAAACUGCAGAUUCAUUUGUUGUAUUUUUUAUGCUUUUGUUUGGAUUUGUUCAACAUGUAUAAAUUAUUUACAUCAUACAUAAAUAUUUGUCAAAGCAAACCAAAACAGCGAGGAUUUACUUCCGAAAAUUGCUGGUAAUGUAAGUAUCAACUGGAUCAGUUAUGUUAUAGGUCAGAUCUCUUAGCCUUCUAUUACUUCACCCCAAGUAUCAAAAUGUGUAUUGCAAAAUGUUCGGAAAACUAUCAAUGACACAUGUUGAAUGGAAUGAUUUUUUGGACCAAUCAGUUCAUUACCACACCCCUCAAGUUUCAUAUCACUUGAGGAAGGUGAACUGCGGUACCUGUGGUACUCUGGUCUUAUAUUUUGCAAAUGUAAAGGGCAGACCAAUUUUUACCUUAAAAUACAUAUCAAAAGGAUUUGGUAAUUUAGACUGAUAAUAAUACAAUUGCACUGUUUGAUUGGCAUUUUUAGGAAUUGGUAAGUAACAUUAAAGGUAAGAUAUUUUGUUAUAGAAUAAAGAAGCUGUCAUAGAUAGCAUAUCUUGCCUUUACUAAUAUAACUGCAGUUGAUAGGUUCCUAUAUCUUACAGGGGCACGGGUGGCCCAGUCGUCUAAGGCGCCACGAUUCGCUGUGCAGAGUUGCAUCCCUUGGACACGCCAGAAACCUAUGAUUGUGGGUUUGACUCCCGGUUUGCCCCAAUUAUGUUUCUAGGUUUGUCAGCACCAUACCCGAGCUCGUGGGUUUCACCGAAUUGGUAAACGGCUGAAACCUGCGAAUAAGCUUGCAGACUAACUAUGGCUGUAAUGAUUCACCAAAACCUACGAUAUAAUCGAUACUUAGAUACACACGAUACUUGCAUCAUCGGUUUGUGAGAUCGUGAUACACUAUAAAUAGAACAGGAACUUAUAGAGUUACCUCCCGUAAUAGCAGAAGUAGCACAACGCCACCUGUAAGUAUGUCAAAACACAAGGAAGUGGUGUCCCAGGACGCACCUACUAACUUUUACAUUUAAUAACCAUCCCUUUACUCAAAACUGUUUUGAUCUUGUGGUUUUCUUUGUUAAUUUUUUUUAAGAAAGAGGUUUUAGAGACGCAUUUCAGUGAAUUCAUCAGUUCAUACUAAUUGAUGUGGUGUAUCGUGAUACCAGUUGCAUCUUCAGUCUGUAUCGUGAUACCAAUCAUAUUGCAAGAUACCAGGCGAUACUCAACUCUCAGCUAACACACACACACAUGCAGACAUGGAAGUACUUGUAUUUGAUGCACUGCAUUAGAAAUUGGCAGGAAGGUAUUCAGAUCUUCAUUUCAGAUUCUAUGCUCUGCGAUAUAUAUCACAGAUCUGAAUGAGCCCCUGUGACAGACGGCACACCCCGGUGAUAACCUGUCAGACCAGUGUUGUUUCUGCAGAGGUCUACUGCUUAUUUGAUUUACCGGUCGCUAUUCUCUCAAGUUAUAUUUUCAGCCGUCUCUAAACUCUAUUUACUUUUCUUAAGGCUAUAAACAGUAUUAAAACCUGAUGUACAUUUAAUUUGCAUUGAGUGAGUGAGUGAGUGAGUGUCUGUCCACAGCAUCUGCCAUCUCCAGCUCAUCAAAUCUAAAGCUUCAUUCCAUAUUCCACCCUAUCUCCAUUUCAUUUCAUUUCUAAAUAAUUAAAUUGGUCAUUACAAUCAAAUCAUCUUUUAUGUGUUACGGUAAUUUUCUCCCCACAUUGGAUUAUUUAUACACCAGAAACGAUCCCUCCUCUCAGGAUGGCAUGCCAUUACAAUCCAACAAUGACUUGAAGACCACAAACUGCAUUGUUAUGCUUCAUCACAGUACAUACAUGUACGCUUAACCCUAAAAAUAAAUGUUCAAUGAGAUGCUUCAAAUAAUGAUAAUUCUGAAUUAAAGACAUAUAAAUUGAAAUUGUUAUUGAAAUUUGACUGGAAAGUAGCUUUUUUAGUAGCAGUUAGUACUUUGAGUAGAGGAUUGAUUAUGCUUGUGGAUAUUUGAUGAUGCAUAAAGAACUUUAUGCACUCCAGUGAUAGAUGUGAUGGGACAGUCAUUUGCAGCUUCAUCGCUUGACUUGUUUAAUUUGAUUGGCAUUCUUGUAAAAACUUGACCAUGCAUAUCUUCAUCUUGGCCAAUCACUCAUUAUCAUCAUUCAAGUCCCUAAUAUUUGAGUGAAUAAGUAAUUUCUGUUUUUUCUUACAAUUCCAACUAUUACCUCGCUAUAUGCUUCCAGUUUUUUGUAAAUAUUUUGAGAAUGUUGAAGCAAUGUCCUUGAACUUCUUGGCAUACCAGAUGUGGAGAGCAGAAGGGUCGGAUGGCGCAGGAGUAGGAACUUUGUUGGCCCCGAACUGUACAAGUUUGAUUCCUCAAUUUACAUUGCCCCUGUUUUCUGAUUAGGGAGUUAUGGUGUAAUACUAAACAAAAUGUUGUUAAGGCUAUAGACAACAUAUAUUGGUUGUCAUGCACUACAGCUGAAACAUCAUUUUUUUUACUACUGGGUGAAAUUUCUCAGUGUUAUGUAAAGAAGACUGGAAAUUGUCUAAGUUUAUUUAAUGAGUUGGUUGUGAGCAUUUAUUUAUUGUGUAGUUUAGUAUUAUUGCUGCUGGUUUAGCGUCAGGUUUAGGUCUGAUACAUGUUUUUUUCAACUAUUUGUCUUGCCUAUGGACCAUACUCUCAAGAUCUUCUCUCAAGCAACAGUCCCAUGGGAAUUGCACAUGGGGCUCCUAAUGUUUGUUGACAGGAGCUACAAAAAUUACAUCUUCCACUCAAUCAGCAGCUAGCUACUGUGAGUAUAUCAUAUUGUCACAUCAUACAGUCACAUCACUGAGUCACAUCAUACAGUCACGUCAUCGAGUCAAAUCACUUUGUCAGGCUCGCUGACUUGGUUGAUGCAUGUCAUCGUAUCCCAUUUGUGUGGAUUGAUGCUUAUGAUGUGAAUCACUGGGUUGUCUGGUCCAGACUCGAUUAUUUACACACCGCCAUCAUAUUGCUGGAAUAUUGCUGAGUGCGGCGUUAAACAACAAACAAACAAAAAACAAACUUAGUCACUUCAUACAGUCACAUCAUUCACUCACCUCCAAUCACAUCACUUCGUCCUGUUUAGUCACAUCAUUCAAUGUUUUAUGGCAAUGAUCUGAGUAGGGAACACAAGCAGCCAAGACAGCUCCACCUGAUACUAACUUUAGUCAUCUUGUAUACGAAACAUAAGUUACCUAUUCUUCAAAUUUCAUACUUCCAUUUAAUAAUUGUCUGUGAAGGUGCCUUGGAAACAUGUCUAGGAAUGAAUGUGGAGUAAUUUGACAAUGGCCAUACAGAUGUAACUCAUUACCUAUUGAUUGGUUACCUUGUAUUUGAUGUAUGCGUGGGGGAAGAUACAGUUGGCCCAGUGUUCUAAGGCACCGCAAUCGCUGUGAAGAGUUGCAUCCCUUAGGCAUGCCAGGAACCUAUGCUCAUCGGUUUCACCAAAGUGUUAAAUGUCUAAGACCUGAAUCACUUUGGUCUUUCCUCCACCAUCAUGCUGACACAACACCAUAUACUAACUGGAUUACUGUUCACAGCAGCGUUAAAUCAAACUCACUCACUCACUCACUCACUCACUCACUCACUCACUCACUCAUUUGAGGGUUUGUCGUGGAUCAAUCUCUUUAAAAUCAGAUCUCGC
This is a messenger RNA of Haliotis rufescens (red abalone), 6339 nucleotides long. Its product is annotated as S-adenosylmethionine sensor upstream of mTORC1-like. The record is from RefSeq and is a predicted model, not a curated record. Lineage: Eukaryota; Metazoa; Mollusca; Gastropoda; Lepetellida; Haliotidae. Gene Ontology annotation, biological process: negative regulation of TORC1 signaling. The transcript is spliced from 4 exons. The coding region runs from base 92 to 1231 and encodes 379 amino acids.